Molecule: messenger RNA, 795 nt
Organism: Antechinus flavipes (yellow-footed antechinus)
Lineage: Eukaryota; Metazoa; Chordata; Mammalia; Dasyuromorphia; Dasyuridae
Gene: ZDHHC11
Product: zinc finger DHHC-type containing 11
Exons: 6
Coding region: 1-795 (264 amino acids)
Biological process (GO): peptidyl-L-cysteine S-palmitoylation; protein targeting to membrane
Cellular component (GO): Golgi apparatus; endoplasmic reticulum
Molecular function (GO): protein-cysteine S-palmitoyltransferase activity
Source: RefSeq, a predicted model, not a curated record
AUGUCCUCCUGUAAUAGGAGUUUAAGGCGGACAGCGCCUGAGGGGAUUGUUAAAACAAUCUCCCCACCCAGCAUUUCUCGAGUGAAUGGCUGGUCUCUACCUCUCCACUCUUUCCAGUUGAUUGCUUGGACAGCCUACGUGUAUAUGACUGUCGUAGGCUUUGGAUUGUUCAUUCCAUUGCUGCCAUUUUUAUGGAGAAACAUCACCUAUGCAGUAUCCUUUUUGCUUGCAAUUGGCUUAUUAUUUGGAUUUCAUCUUAUUGUUCAUAUGACUGCCGUCACAGUUGACCCAGCUGAUUCAAACGUACGGCACAAAGAAAAUUAUGGCGGGAUCAUGCCUAUCUUGGAUAGGACCAAACAUAAGCAUGUGAUUCAGAACCAAUUCUGCCAUUUAUGUGAAGUCACAGUGGGGGUGAAAGCCAAGCAUUGCAGUGCCUGCAAUAAGUGCAUCGCUGAUUUUGACCACCACUGCAAAUGGCUCAACAACUGUGUGGGAAGUAGAAACUACUGGUAUUUCUUUAGUAGCGUGGCUUCUGCUGUUCUUGGUAUCAUCUUCCUCGUUCUUGUACUACUGUACAUCUUCAUCCAGUACUUUGUGAAUCCAGAGGAACUCCGCACAGAUCCCCAGUUUAAAAAUUACCCUGCAAAUGUAUGGCUGGCGUUCCUCCCUCUGUAUGCAGUGCCAAUAUCAUCCCUUGUGCUUCUGUCUUUAGCUGUGAUCACUUUGUUGCUAAACUUUGUGAGCCUCCUGCUUCUCGGACAUUUACUACUGUUCCACCUCUACCUAAGUAUGUAA